CGCUUUGCACUAUCAUGGGAAAACGUAGACGCGUCGAAUCUGACGAUGACUACACCGAAUUUUCGCAAGACGAGAUCGAUGGUAAUUACGGCUCGCGCGUGAAAAACCGCAAGGCAACGGUAUCCAAAAAAAUGCAGCCGGUCGCAGUGUCACCAUCUAUUGCUGAUUAUUCAGACGAGCACUCCAGAUCUCAGCAUGUCAUCAGCAACGCGGACGAGGUCUGUGAUGCCCUCUUGCGAUGGUAUUCUGGUGUUCAUAUGACACGUGGUAUGCCAUGGCGAAAGGAGUACAAUCCGAAUUUGGGGCGAGAGGAACGCGCGCAGAGGGCCUACGAAGUCUUGGUGUCAGAAUUCAUGCUGCAGCAAACCCAAGUUGUCACCGUAAUCCCAUACUACGAGGCUUGGGUGUCCAGGUUCCCGACUAUACACGUCCUUGCUGCUGCUACCGUUGACGAAGUCAAUGCUGUGUGGAAGGGUCUCGGAUAUUAUAGACGUGCUAGUCGCCUCCUCGCGGGGUCUCAGAAGACUGUCGCGAAGUUUAGUGGGCUAUUACCAGACAACGCGCGCGACCUGGAAGCAAACAUUCCAGGUGUUGGACGAUAUACAGCAGGCGCUGUCUGUUCUAUCGCCUAUGGAGAGCGCGUUCCUGUUUUGGAUGGCAAUGUGCACCGCCUGCUUUGUAGGCUUCUUGCCCUCCAUGCUCCUCAUAAAGCAGUGACCACCCUUAAUAUUCUAUGGGCAGCGGCGACUACCCUGGUUCAGUGUGAAAACCAUGGCAAUGGCCAAGAAUCUGAUGAUUCUAUGGUACGCAAUCGUUACCCAGGAGACAUCAAUCAAGCUUUAAUCGAAUUGGGAAGCACGGUUUGCAAAGUUAAUGCUCCCAGCUGUGGGCAGUGCCCGCUAAAAUCGCAUUGUACAGCAUACCAGAGUGAGUUAGUUCCACUCCAGCAGGAUAUGGAGGAUAUCUGUACUUUGUGUGAGCCCCGCUCCAAGCGUGGCGUCACUGCUUAUCCUAUGAAGGCCGAGCGAAAAAAGCCUCGAGUGGAACUUGACCUUGUGAACGUCAUUGAAUGGCGUUCCAAGUCCGAUCCUGAGAAUAGGCAGUUCCUUCUCGUUCGUCGGCCGAAUGAAGGGUUACUUGCUGGAUUGUAUGAGUUUCCCACAGAAGCCAACAUUUCUAGAACAUUGUCAGAUACUCACCUUGCAGAAAUACCUCGGACUCAGCUCUCUGCCUUGUUACAGUCGCCCAUCCGGGUUCCUGAGUCCCCUGACGAGGGGCAAUCUGAUGGAUCAUGCUCAAUUGUCAAGACACAGCCAGCAGGCGAUGUCUUCCAUGUCUUCUCCCAUAUCAGAAAAACAUACAGGGUGCAAUGGGUUAUCAUCGAAGGGGGAAAUGAACCGCCGGAGACUGCAGUGCCACAGAAGCCAUGUCACGGUCGUCUAAAGGCGACAAUGUGGAAGUCUUUGAAAGAAAUAUCGACCUCAAACAUCGGAAAGUGCUCAAGUAAGAUAUGGGACCAGGUACAGACGUUGUGGGAGACUGCAUCGUGACCCAUCAUAUCAAUUUUGGUUGUAUCUAACUAUUAGUAUAUACAUUGGGCUGAUCUGCUGCUAAGACUAUCUACCGACAUGCCUGUGGCCACUUGAUCUAGAAAUUCAACUGUUCCAUUGGCCGGAAGGGCUCUCCCCAUGUCCAAAACCACAAUUUUACCAUCCCCUGAACUGAUGCAUGCACGCCCUGUGCCCUCAUCCCAAGUAAUUGCAUCCAUGCCGGCGGUUCUGAUCCGCUGCAGAAUCUCGUUCGGUAAGGUAAUGGUCUGGUAAACGGGAAUUGGCCUCCAGGUUUCCAUUGCAUAUCUGCGCAACAAUGGCUCCCUCACUUCCCGAAAGCCCGAAAUGUAGGCUGAGUGGGGCCUUUUCU
Guyanagaster necrorhizus is the source of this 1920-nucleotide messenger RNA. RefSeq names its product DNA glycosylase. Gene Ontology annotation, biological process: mismatch repair; base-excision repair. Gene Ontology annotation, molecular function: adenine/guanine mispair binding; 8-oxo-7,8-dihydroguanine DNA N-glycosylase activity; oxidized purine DNA binding. The record is from RefSeq and is a predicted model, not a curated record. The transcript has 9 exons. The coding region runs from base 15 to 1550 and encodes 511 amino acids. NCBI's taxonomy places the organism in Eukaryota, Fungi, Basidiomycota, Agaricomycetes, Agaricales, Physalacriaceae. Gene Ontology annotation, cellular component: nucleus.